AUGACAGGAGAGCCUUCUCUAUGCAUCAACGGAUGUGGCUUCUUCAGCACGCCACAGACCAAGAACCUUUGCUCUAAGUGCUACAACAGUUUUUUAAAGGAUGAGUCUGCCAGAUACUUGGACACUAUAAGAGACCACAGGACAACAGCAACAGUGGUGGAGAAGUCUGAAGAGGCAGUCGUUGUGGUAAGGAAUAAAAAGAGGAGUAGAUGCAAUGCGUGCAAUAAAAAGGUGGGGCUGCUAGGAUUUGAAUGCAGGUGCGGCCAUGUGUUCUGUGGAUCUCACCGUCACCCGGAGGAACAUUCUUGUCUAUCCGAUUAUAAAUCUGCCGCCAUUACCGAGUUAACUAUCCAAAACCCUGUCAUCAAGCCUGAUAAACUGUAUAGAAUCUAGUCAACCUUUGAUCAAUGUUUUUUUUUUCUUUUGUCUAUAGCUUUUCUUUUGUUUUGUUUUGAUUAACAGAGUUUUUAUGAAUAUAGCCUAACAUAACAUAGCAUGUUUAUAAGUUACCUUAACACUUGCUCUAUCCUUUAAAUUUAAAAUAAUGUUUGUAUUGUAUCUUGUCUUCGUACAGUUCAAUUAGAUUAGUACAUAUAACCUUCAUGGUGUGCUCAAUAAUGAAUUCUUCAUGUGAAGAAUGGUAUUGGCUUUAUAUGGUUCACAUACUAUACCAUGGCACCACUCGCAAGUUUGUCGUGAAAGCAAAGCGUUGGGAAGAAUAGUAACAGCAAUAUCAUAAAACGGUUUGAUAGUAUCACCGGAGUUUUAUAUACGUAUCUUCCCUGAGUAAACAUUUGUUAUGAAGUGUGGUGCAGCGGUGGUCGCACUUAAUAGAGUAUUUAUUUUCCUUCUAAAGGCAAUCUCUCCUCGCAAACUUCACACCAAUCUUGUUUACUUGUCGUCUCAUUCCCAUACGGCCAUACCCAAGUGUGAGGCAAUGUUUGUCAUGUACCAACUAGAUAAUCAGCUCCACCAAGAAAGGAGAAGAUAUGUUAAGGACCCUUUAGUCGGGAUAGAGGGUUUCAUUAGUCAACGUUUGUUAAAAAUUGUAUAAAUGUCUGGUACCGUGUCUGUCUUCUCCUUCAUCCAAAAAAUAAGAUAUCAUAGAUUAUAACUCUAGUGAUAAGUCUGCUCGUGUAUGAGAUGUAAUUCUUCUUUGAGUGGAUUGCUAGAUAGAUCUGGUCCUAUUGAGUAAUUCUUGACAUCAGAAUCAGUUAACAAUCUUGUGUGCCUUUUUCUUCUUCAGCAUCUUUCUUUUACUUUUGUUUUUUGUUUAAAUCAUUGAUCAAAUUUAUGAGGUUUUUGAUAGUUUGUCCAUGGUGGAUUCUAACAGUUCAAUUCAUAGCAAAGUUGGAGUAAACACUGCUGCUUUAGAAGGGUUCAAAUCAAACGUGCUACUUUCUACACAUUACCAAAACUUCAUGUAAACAUUGGCCUUAUUAAUGGAACGAAAAGGGAGACGAGAAAGAAUGAAAAAGAACAUACAAAUGAAUAGAUUUGGGAGCUAAAACAAGUUCGAAUUGUUUUGUAGACUAUAUUAUUAUACCUACACGUAUGUGCUCAAUAAUUGAUCCAAGCUUGAGAACCUUGUUUUAUUACACUCACAUCCCAGUCAAAAAAAAAA
Brassica rapa (field mustard) is the source of this 1624-nucleotide messenger RNA. RefSeq names its product putative zinc finger A20 and AN1 domain-containing stress-associated protein 8. Lineage: Eukaryota; Viridiplantae; Streptophyta; Magnoliopsida; Brassicales; Brassicaceae. The record is from RefSeq and is a predicted model, not a curated record. Gene Ontology annotation, molecular function: DNA binding; zinc ion binding.